Molecule: messenger RNA, 1479 nt
Organism: Chelmon rostratus (copperband butterflyfish)
Lineage: Eukaryota; Metazoa; Chordata; Actinopteri; Chaetodontiformes; Chaetodontidae
Gene: ankrd33bb
Product: ankyrin repeat domain 33Bb
Exons: 5
Coding region: 1-1479 (492 amino acids)
Molecular function (GO): protein binding
Source: RefSeq, a predicted model, not a curated record
AUGGAUACACCUGUCAUGUCCAUCAGCAGGGAUGAUGAAAACAGGGAUGAGUAUGAGGGGUCAGGAGAGGACGAUAACGAGGAGACUGAAGUUGAUUACACAAGAAACUAUUGGGAGGACGAGGACGAUAUCUACCAGGAGUUCGAGGAGCUGGACUUCGAGGCCCUGCCGGAUCGCUCGGACACGCGGAGCAUCGCCUCUGACGAUUCCUUCUAUCCCCCGGACAAUUCGGUCGUGUCCCUAUUGCACCGCUCGCCGAGCCCCGACAGCCCGGCGCCCAUUUCCUUCUUUAAGGCCUGCUGCAACAACAACGCCAUCAUCGUCAAGAUCAUGAUCAGACAAGGAGUGACGGAAGAGGAAGUGAAAGAGACGGAUCGGAACAGAAGAACCGGCCUGAUUGUGGCGUGCUACCAUGGCUACGUGGACGUGGUCAUCGCCCUCUCCCAGUGCCCCUACCUUGAUGUUAACUGGCAGGACAACGAGGGCAACACUGCUCUUAUUACUGCAGCACAAGCAGGCCACAUGAUCAUCUCUAACUACCUACUCAACUACUUCCCCGGGCUGGACAUCGAGAGGAGGAACUGUCACGGUUUCACAGCUUUGAUGAAGGCCGCCAUGCAGGGCCGGGCUGAGUGCGUCAGAGCCCUCAUGCUGGCUGGAAGUGAUAUUCAGGCACGGGACAAUGGCCGCAGUUUGACACCCAGGGAGUGGGCUCUCUUCACCGGUCGAUACGAGACGGCCAACCUGAUGCAUCGGCUAAUGUCAAAGCCCUGUGCUGAGCAGUUCUGUGACUCCUUCUCCAAGGAGUGGCCCAUGCUGGAGGAGCUGGUGGCUCAGGCCCAAGAGCCGAAGUCCUGCUGGAGGCGUUUGAUCAACCUCCUCUCCUGCUGCCCUUAUAGGUUUUACAUCAACAACAAGGUGAACCCCGUGGAUGACGGCGUUCUCGACCACAUGGUCCGCAUCACCACCAGCAUCUCCAGUCCAUUCAUUGCCACAGCCUGCUGCACGCUGUCUCCAGGCAGCCCGCCGUGCAUUGGGAAGCGUCGCCAAGCUGUGCAGGAGAUCCUGAGGAGGCAACGGGUGGCUGAGCUCAAGCGCCUGGGCCCGGACAGACUGAACAACUACAAGAGAUUUUUCCAGAACUCGCGGGUCCUCCUCAUCCCCAAGGUGAUGGAUCGGAGGGCCAGCCUCCAGCCUCAGCUGCUGAGCGACAUGGCCGCGGCGUCCACGGUGGCCAUGAGGCGAGCAAGCCUCCUGCCUCUGAACAUGCUGAGGAGAAGCAGCGUGCGGCCGGGCAUCGUGGUGCCCAAAGUGAGGCUCUGCAAAGCCCCGGCUCCGAGCUUUACGCCGGAAAAACUCAGACGGAGCAGUAACCACAACCAGCUCCAGAUCCCCAAGUGGAACUACAAGAUGAAGAGAAUAGAGCGGAGGCAGGAAGAGGAGAGGAAAAGACUGCUACCUCUGACAAGGAGGAGAUGA